Penicillium mononematosum is the source of this 1464-nucleotide messenger RNA. RefSeq lists its product as uncharacterized. The record is from RefSeq and is a predicted model, not a curated record. The transcript is spliced from 3 exons. Gene Ontology annotation, biological process: transmembrane transport. Gene Ontology annotation, molecular function: transmembrane transporter activity. The coding region runs from base 1 to 1464 and encodes 487 amino acids. NCBI's taxonomy places the organism in Eukaryota, Fungi, Ascomycota, Eurotiomycetes, Eurotiales, Aspergillaceae.
AUGAGCGAGGACCUUUCCCCGGCAGUUGCUGUUCGAUCGGACAGUAUGGCCCAUGAUAGCAUAAGGAAGGAUCAAUUGGAAGCCUCAGCACACCAGGAGGACGUUUCCAUUGCAACUUCGGACACGCAAGCACCGGAGGCACCAAUUAACUGGCCCGCAUGGAAACGAAAUGCCCAAAUCCUAAUGGUAGCCAUCCACUCGAUGGUAUGCGUGUUCAUGGCCGCCGGGAUCAUUCCUGGAUAUGAAUCAAUGGCUGAGGAGUACAAAAUCACGGUUCCUCAGGCCAGCUAUUUAACGUCUGUCCAGAUCCUCAUCUUGGGAAUUGCCCCAUUCUUUUGGAUUCCCAUUACGAUGCGCUAUGGCCGUUACCACAUCUUCAUGUUCUCGGUGCUCGGCACCAUGGUGUGUAACAUCGGAGGCGUGUUCUGCAAGACAUUUGGCACGCAGAUGGCUACUCGUGCUAUUGCAGCCUGGCUCAUCUCUCCUCCCCUCGGCAUUGGCAGCGGUGUAGUGACGGAACUGUGUUACCCAGAAGAGCGUGCCCGGAAGCUGGGAUGGUGGACCUUGCUGAUCACUAUCGGAAUCCCGGGUGGUGCAUUCAUAAAUGGCUUUGUGGUGCAACACCUAGGAGUAGCCUGGAUAUUUGGGAUAUUUGCAAUUAUGAACGGCGUUCAAUUCAUUGCAUACGUCCUUUUCGGUGAUGAGACCCUAUACGUGAAGGAUGCUUCCGUCUCUCCAAAACCCAGCAAUGGCUGGAGUCGAUUCAUUCCCUGUCGGCUCGACCCUCGCCCCUUCGAACUGCAAAACUUUAUCGCUCCUCUGUUCCUCGGGCGUUUCCCUCGCAUUCUGAUUCCAGGAAUUGCGUAUGGCGUCGAAUUCGCCUACGCCAACAUCGCUAUCAUCGUGGAGACGCCACUAAUCUUCGGCGAGAAAUUCCACUUCAAUGCCCAGCAAGUGGGCUACCAGUUCGUCUCCAUCAUCAUCGGCUCGGUUAUUGGCGAACAAGUUAGUGGACCAAUGUCAGAUUGGUUCCUGAGGUUCCUACAGCGCCGAAAUGGCCAUACUAUCCCUGCGGAUCGUUUGUGGCUUUCAUAUAUUGGGUAUGGCACUGUCUUCACCGGCUUGCUAGUCUGGGGCUUCCAGUUAGAAAAGGCAACCACUUGGAACGUUACACCUUGUAUCGGCAUGGCUAUCGCUGCUUUUGGGAACCAGGUGCUCACUACCAUCCUCAUAUCCUUCGCAGUCGAUAGCCACAAGGAACAUUCCGCCAGCAUCGGUGUUUUCAUCAACCUCUGUCGCCAGAUCUAUGGAUUUUGCGGUCCAUUUUACUUCCCUGAUAUGUAUGCCAACCUCGGGCUAAGCGGGGCUGCUGGUGUUAUGUGCGGUAUCAUUGCAGUGGUGUCUCUGACUCCAGUUCUUUUGAUUCAGCUAAUCGACACAAAGAGACAGCCCCAGCAGGAUUGA